GACCACAGGAGACAAAAAGAAACUAAAGCAAUUCCUGGGCAAACAUGCUGCAAGGAAACACUCAGAGCAUCAGGCUGGGCCUGUUCUUUGUGAUGACUGUAUGCGCAGUGUUCACAGAAGCUUUUCCCAGAGGUCCUUUGAAGAAGCACUGCCACCUCACCAAGUACAGAUCUUUGUCACCUUCAGAACUGAAAGCCAUCAAGAACAUCAAGGACAAAUUUGAGGAAACCAUGCCGCAGCAAGGCCGAAAAUGCACCAACAUUUUCAAUCGACCCUGGGAAGUUGCAGAGCUGUCGGUACGGGAUAGAGUGAUCCUUGUACAGGCAGAGCUGGACUUCACCAUUGACACGCUGAAGAAUAUUGAGGACCCCAGCCUAUCUGAGCAGCUCCCAAGGCCUCUAGAGUUCCUGACACACAUCAGGGAGGACUUAAAGAGCUGUACCUUUGAUCACCAUCACUCACACAAAAAAUCUGAGAAGCUGAGCAGUUGGUUGCAAAAAUUCCAUGAGGCUAAGAGUAAGGAAACACGCGAGUGCCUGGAGGAAUCUGUGAUCCUCAGUAUCUUCCGACUGCUGAACAAAGACUUGGCGUGUGCGGCUCUCAAGGAUGACUGCAUUGUGUCUCCUUAAGCAUCUGCUCACACAUUGGAAGUCCCACUGAAUGACAUCUCCAAAUUCCUUGUUACAAAAGCCUAUAUUUUAACAACCGUUAAAAUUGUAUUUUCAACUGCAGUGCUCUUCUGCAUUGACACUUUGACCUCAGAUGCACAAGAAGCAACUUAAUGAUGAUUUUUAUGUAAGAAAUUUGGGUACAACCAAUCUUUGUGAAGAGACCUUACUUAUUCAAGUUGCUUAUUGCUGAUGCAUCUUUCAACCAUUCUUGGUGAUGGGGCAAUUUCUUUCCAACACUUAAAGUUUAGGACCUGUUCAUAAUGAAAUGAGAGAUUCACCCAAUGAAAUUAAUGGACAAAAUUGGCUCCGGAGAUUAUC
Alligator sinensis (Chinese alligator) is the source of this 989-nucleotide messenger RNA. RefSeq names its product interferon lambda-3-like. The transcript is spliced from 6 exons. NCBI's taxonomy places the organism in Eukaryota, Metazoa, Chordata, Crocodylia, Alligatoridae. Gene Ontology annotation, biological process: cell surface receptor signaling pathway via JAK-STAT; defense response to virus; innate immune response. Gene Ontology annotation, molecular function: cytokine activity. The record is from RefSeq and is a predicted model, not a curated record. The coding region runs from base 45 to 629 and encodes 194 amino acids.